Molecule: messenger RNA, 2454 nt
Organism: Acytostelium subglobosum LB1
Lineage: Eukaryota; Evosea; Eumycetozoa; Acytosteliales; Acytosteliaceae
Exons: 4
Biological process (GO): maturation of LSU-rRNA from tricistronic rRNA transcript (SSU-rRNA, 5.8S rRNA, LSU-rRNA); ribosome biogenesis
Cellular component (GO): preribosome, large subunit precursor; PeBoW complex
Molecular function (GO): ribonucleoprotein complex binding; protein binding
Source: RefSeq, a predicted model, not a curated record
CUAUAUAUAUUUAUAAAUAAUACAAUGAAGAAACAAGUACAUCAACCAACAAAGUCUGUUGUCGCAGCACCAGCAUCAAAGCCAGCGCCAGCGCCAAAGACAAAGGCAACAACCUCAUCCACCACAUCCACAGCAUCAACAACCAAGCCAACUACACAAAAGAAUAAGCAACAAGUAGAGGAGAAGUCUACUUUGGGCAAGAGAAAGCAACAGAAGCAACAACAGGAAGAGGAGGAGGAGAAGGACAAGUUUGUCUUUGACAAGCAGAUCGAGCAGGAAGAAGAGGACGACCAGGAGGCCGAUGCUGUUGCCGCAGAGGACGAGCAAGAUGAUGAUAUCAAUGAUUUCAACAGCGACAGAGAUGACGAGAGUGACAUUGAUGACGAGGAGCUGGAGAAGCAGUUCGAAGAGAUGAUUGCACAGAGGAUUGCUAAUGGAGAGCUGAAAGAGGUAGAUGGUGACGACCAAGAGGAUGGUGAUGACGAAGACGAUGAGGACGACGACGAAGAUGACCUCGAGGACAGUGAUGACGAAGAGAUUGAAGGAAGUGACGAAGAUGAGGACGAGGACAAUGCAAUCUCAACUGGAUCAAUCUCAUCCAAGGCCGACGUAUCAUCAGAGGAUGAGGGUCAAUACAACGACGAUCCAAACCAAUUCUACGAGACUGACGACUCUGAGGAGGACGAGAGUGUCGUGAACAGAGUUGGUAACAUACCCUUGGAGUGGUACGAGGACUAUGAUCACAUUGGUUACGAUGUGAACGGAAACAAGAUUAUGAAGGGCGAGAAGCAAGACGCACUGGACAAGUUCCUCGAGCAGAAUGAUCCAAAGUUCUGGAGGACCGUCUACGACAAGAUCAACGACAAGAAGGUGGUGCUGUCCGACGAGGAUCUCGCUCUGAUCAAGAGCAUACAGCAGAGAAGGUUCCCACCCAACUACAACCCUUACGAGGACUGGUACGUGCCAGGCCCCAACCCAGACAGCAUCCAUCCACUCAGCAACGCGCCCACCCCCAAGCGCUCGUUCCUGCCCAACAUGGACGAGGUCAAGGAGAUCCGCCGUUUGACCACGGCCAUCAGAAAGGGCUGGAUCAAGCUGCCAGACGCCGAUGAGAAGAAGAAGCAGAAGGAGGCGUACGACCUGUGGGCGCCCAGGUCAGAGGCUGAGCGUGAGGCCGACGAGCUGUUUGAGCGCACCGAGCGCAAGAUCACCCGUAUCUCAGCGCCCAAGCAGAAGCUGCCGGGCCACGUCGAGUCGUUCAACCCACCCGAGGAGUACCUGCUCACGCAGAACGAGCUCAAGGCAUGGCAACUGAUGGACAAGAGCAGACGCCCGCACAACUUUGUGCCACAAAAGUACGGCAACAUGCGCAGGAUUCCAACCUACAACAACAUCAUCAAGGAGCGCUUCGAGCGCUGUCUGGACCUAUACCUCUGUCCCAGAAAGAUGACACUGAAGAAUCGCCACAAGGACCCCAAUCAUCUGCUGCCCAAGCUGCCCAAGCCCCAGGACCUGCGUCCAUUCCCCUCGUACGAGGAGCUGGAGUUCAAGGGUCACACCAACCGUGUGCGCGCCAUCUCCGUGUCGCCCAACGGCCAAUGGCUGGCCAGUGGCUCAGACGAUGGCACCAUCAAGAUUUGGGAGGUGUCGAGCACUCGUUGCGUCCAGACCAUCAACGUCGAGCAUACAGUGUUCUGUGUACAGUGGAAUCCAAAUAAGAACUUGAAUAUAUUAGCCGCGUCCUAUGAUACAAAGGUGAUCAUCAUCACACCUCAUCUUAAUGGACCGGAGCAGGAUGAGGCCACCGAGGCCAUGUUUGUCAAGACUAUCAAGUCUAUCAGCUGGCAUCAUAAGGGCGACUACUUCAGUACAGUGGCACCGGAGCAGCCUAAUAAGGCCGUGAAGAUUCACCAUCUGUCAAGGACAAAGACACAGACUCCAUUCAAGAAGGCAAAGACAGCGUACCAGACUUCAAAGUUCCACCCAAGCAAGCCAAUCUUCUUCCUCGCCGACCAGAACUACGUUCGCGUCUACGAUCUGAUGAAGCAGCAGAUGGUCAAGAAGAUCCUGACCGGAUGUCGCUACAUCGCCUCGAUGGACGUGCACCCCAGCGGCGACCAUCUCAUCCUUGGUGGCUACGACAAGCGUGUCUUCUGGUUGGAUCUCGACCUGACUCGUCCAUACAAGGUGUUGCGCUACCACAAGGAGGCCGUGCGCAAGGCCACCUUCCAUCCAACGCUGCCACUGUUUGCCUCGUGCUCGGACGAUCUCUCGAUCCACGUCUUCCACGGCAUGGUCUACGACGACUACAUGCAGAACGCACUGAUAGUGCCACUCAAGAUCCUACGCAAGCACCGUUCCACCCCAGACGGCCUCGGUGUGUUGGACAUCGUAUUCCAUCCCACUCAACCCUGGAUAUUCAGUGCUGGUGCCGACUCGACCAUCAGGCUAUUC